Molecule: messenger RNA, 360 nt
Organism: Kwoniella shivajii
Lineage: Eukaryota; Fungi; Basidiomycota; Tremellomycetes; Tremellales; Cryptococcaceae
Exons: 5
Coding region: 1-360 (119 amino acids)
Biological process (GO): mitochondrial electron transport, ubiquinol to cytochrome c
Source: RefSeq, a predicted model, not a curated record
AUGAGACCUUCUGCCCCAGCUCAAUCACAUAUGCCCGGUCCUAAGACCUACGGAGGAUGGUGGGGUGAUAUCGGAUCAUUACCUCAAAAAGGUAUCAAAACAUAUGGUGUCUCUCCUUACCGACAACGAGCUAUGGCCGGUGCUCUCAACGGAUACAUCUUCAAUGGUUUCUCGAGAGUGAUGGGUCAUUUACCUUAUGUCGCCCCUCCAGCACUUUUCUUCUACGGUGUCUACUAUUGGUCAAAGAGCAAAUACGAAUACUUCAACUCUAAACAAGGUCACUACGACCGAUUGAUCGAAGAAGGUCAUAUUAAACCUGGACAAUAUGAGAGACCAACUGUUACACCUAUCGGUCAUUAG